AUGUCCGAUCCCAAAAACCCCAAUAUUCAGAGUAGAAAUACUCCACAAUGGGCACUCUAUCAAAGAGAGAUGUUCUGGAAAGAUAAUACUGGGGAAACCCCUCCAUUUAGCACAGACCCAGGAGAUCUGGAAGACUUGGCAAAGGAAUCAUUAACAAAAGGUGGAUGGUACUAUGCUUCCUGCAAUGCAGGCCUAUCGUACACACAUCUAGCGAAUCGACAAGCCUUCUACCGGCACAGAAUUGUCCCUCGAAUGCUCGUUGAUACCAACAAUCGUGAUACGAAGACGGAGAUUUUCGGCUACAAGGUCAGCGCACCCAUUGGAUUCGCACCUAUCGGCAUCAACAAGAUUUAUAACCCUCUGGCUGAGUUACCAGUAGCUAAGGUAGCUAAAGAAUUGAACUUGCCGUAUUGUUUAUCCACCGCAGGAUCGACUUCAAUCGAGGACGUGGGAGCUGCAAAUGGUGCCGGGCCUCGAUUUUUCCAACUAUACAUGCCGCAUGAUGAUGAAUUAACGCUGAGCUUGUUGCAGAGAGCACAUGAUAGUGGAUUCACAGCCUGUAUCUUGACAGUAGAUACAUGGCAGUUGGGUUGGCGACAUCGUGAUGCUGCAACUUCGAACUAUGCUUUCUAUCAUGGUGUUGGAGCUGAUCUGGGAUUGUCUGAUCCCGUCUUCCAGAAACGGAUGAAGGAUGCUGGUAUCGAUCCAAAAAAGCAGCCAAAUGAGGCUGGAGCGAUGUGGGUUGAUAAUGUUUGGCAUGGACGUGCCUGGUCAUGGGAAAAAAUGCCUUGGCUGAUGGAACAGUGGAAGAAAAUCAGUGGAGGCAAACCCUUUUGCUUGAAGGGUAUUCAGCAUGUUGGAGAUGCAAAGAAAGCUGUAGAGCUUGGCGUUGAUGGUAUUGUCGUUUCCAACCACGCUGGACGACAGGUUGACGGAGCUUGUGCAAGCUUAGAUGCGUUAGAGAAAAUCGUCGAUGCUGUUGGUGACAAGACAUACAUUAUGUUUGACUCUGGUAUUCGCGGGGCAGCCGAUGUGUUCAAAGCCCUAGCUCUAGGGGCUAAAUUUGUCUUCGUUGGAAGGUUAUGGGUUUGGGGGCUCAGUAUCAAGGGCGAGUUAGGAGUGCGACAUGUCAUGAAGUCCCUCUUGGCCGACUUUGAUAUCUUAAUGAACGUAUCUGGAUACCAAAGUGUGGAUCAGAUUGACAGGGACAGCAUCGUGAGUCUCCCGAACUCUGCAAGUAUGAUUGCAGAGAAAUCGAAACUAUGA
This is a messenger RNA of Sclerotinia borealis F-4128, 1266 nucleotides long. The record is from the annotation of a GenBank genome assembly. Lineage: Eukaryota; Fungi; Ascomycota; Leotiomycetes; Helotiales; Sclerotiniaceae.